GGGAAGCUGGAGGACUUCUGGCUGUCAUGUGUCCCUAGGGGGAGGGAAAGUGUUCAUUCGUGUCACCAACCACCGAGGUAACAUACAGCAACACAUUUUUUCUCUCUCUACUGUAACAGGAUUGACAGAUCUACUGUAUUCUUUCGAGACGGCGGGCAAGUUUUUUUUUCUCUUUUGGCAGAAACACACUAGGACGAUGUGAUUUUUUUUCCAUUCCUGAUUGCAGUCAGUGAUGGACAACUCGAUAACAUUGUGGCAGUUUCUACGGCAACUCCUGGACGAGAACAAGAACGAUCUCAUUUGUUGGACAUCUAAGGAUGGCGAGUUUAAGCUACGCAAUGCUGAGGAGGUAGCGCGGCUAUGGGGCAUGCGAAAGAAUAAGACCAACAUGAACUAUGAUAAGCUGAGCCGAGCACUCCGAUAUUACUAUGACAAGAAUAUCAUUAAGAAGGUGAACGGGCAGAAGUUUGUUUAUAAGUUUGUGUCUAUGCCAGACAGCCUGGUGAUGGAACCAGAAAAGUGUGAUGCCUCCGACUGUGAGUGGGCAAUAUCCAGGCCGAAGGACGAAGGCCUUUCUCUGCAGAGGCAGCUGAAGCCCACCACCAGAGUUUCAUCCCGGAAUGAAUACAUGCGCUCUGGCCUCUACUCGACCUUCACCAUCCAGUCACUGCAAAGCAACAACCACCGAUCCCGGGAUCAGGCCAACGACUCCCCUCCCGGAACCGUGGAGCUGCCAAUCCUCGACGGGAAAGUCCAGGUUCUCGAGAGGCCUCCUGAGGAGCCUGAGGUUCAAUGCCAAGGCGAGGAGCAACAGCUGCAAGAUGGCGGUGAGGUCUCUAUGGAAACAGGUGGAGAGAGCCCCUUCCAGGGAGAUUUCAAGGUGAAGGAAGAGACGAUUGAGGAGUUGGAAUGUGAUAUCCUUGAUACCAAACCUGCUGAUGAUGAUGUCGCUCAGGUGUCCAGCCCAGGUCAGAAGAAGGUAGAAAACAUUGGUAACCUUCAGCCAGCAAAAACCAAGAAGCCAAAGGAUCUGGAGCUGCCAGCUACGCUCCUCAUUGCCCAGAACAGUCCCCCUCCAGAUAAAAGCAACGCUGGUGUUGUGAAUACAGUGGUGUUUCCUGCCUCUAGUGCUGUCACUCCAACACUGAUUACCCAGCAUGUUCAGACCCCAAUAAUACUAACACCGAGUGCUUUACCAUCUGCCAUUCACUUCUGGAGCACACUUAGUCCAAUAGCACCAAUGAGCCCAGCCAAACUCUCAUUUCAGUUUCCUUCAGCGGGGAACACGCAGAUCCACAUUCCCGUUGCUUCCAUGGAUGGAUUAUCCACACCAGUACUUUCAUCAUCAGCACUGCAGAAACCCUGAGCCCAGCACAGAAAAAAAGGCAAUGAUGUAUUUCCAAGUGUCGACCGUGGGUGGACUGGAUAUAUUCUAUUCGAAGCGGCCUCGAGGGCGAUGAGUUGUCAGGAUGGAUUGUACAGACUCUGCUGUCCAGACCCAAUUCCUUUUCAGAACAGAUCUCUUCACGACUGAUUGAUGGAAGUAGACAGAUGAGUGACCCAUUUCAUUGUCAGGAGAUGUUGUCAGUGCAGGGUGGGGGCUCUAUCAGGCUCAAAGGCCUGGGUUGCGUGCCCAAACAUGCUCGUGCCUCAGCUGGAGUUGGCACUGUUGCAUUGUGCUGCCAAAGCCGUAUUUCACAGUGUGAGGGUGGCCAUUCAAUUCUCAGCUGGCAUGUGUGUGUCUCAGCUUUGGACCCUACAACACACACACUCACUCACUCACUGACACACACACAAACACACUCACUCACUUUAGAAAAUUAGGCAAGGACUCAAAAGGGGGCAUUAUAAUAACCAUGUUACAUUAACUGUCCAGAGGAUUGAUGAUGAAGAGUCAAACUUAAGGAAAAUGGAAUUGAGCAGAUGCAAGUGAAAGAGAAAUACUGAUGCUGUGUAAGCGGGACAGUGGGGGGGAUGAGGUUGGUGGGACAAAUGAUAGAGGAGUGGACUUAAUAGGCUGAAUGGUCUGCUACAGAGCAGUGACACUCUAACAUUGUCCAGUUUUCCAAUGCAUUCUUGCUGCUUAUAGAACAAGUGACAUUGUUCUAUACCAAUUGUGGAAGAGGAAUUCUUUCUUUAUUAUGGAGACACGUCAUUAGUUGACAUCACCACAUUUGGUGGUAAAGUGGACGAGUGCAUAAAACAAGAGCCAAGGAUUCAAAAACCCAUUUGGUCCAACAAACCCUUCAGUCAAUUAGCUAGGCCCCUAGAAUCCAGCUACAAAGGAUGUCCCCAGUGUAUAAGAUUCCAUUAUCUUAUGUAAGCAUUGAUGACCUGGAUAAUUACUCCUUUGAGUAAAUAUAAAAUUUAUGCCCUAUUAGCCAUUUACUUUGACUUGCCAUUCCGUGCUCACUGUAUAAUGCAUUUCGAUAUUUUGGACUUGGUCAGUUCAGUUGGCUGGACAGCUAGUGAGAGAUGCCAACACCAUGGUUUCAAUUCCCGCACCAACUGUCCUCUGAAAUUUGUAUCUCACUUUGUACCCUCAGAGGGGCACCACCACAGCCCCUCCCACUCCCCUGAGCUUGCUGGAUUUGGGUUGGUCCAAUACUGAGCCUAGAAAUGCUUUUGCCAAGUCAGAAAGACUGCCUAGCCACAAGGGGGCAGGGUCUUGGAGUGUGUGUGGUUUUGGGUAGCAACAGCAUUUUGUGUUGUUUUUCUCUGUGAAGUCAGUAGGGAGCGCUCCCAUGCUUUCCCUGCAAAAACAUAAUUUUAACAGUACCCACUUUGAAGGGGUCUGUGCCAUCAGAUGGGCUAUUCAGGAAUGCGUGCGGCACAAAAGUUGCUCAUUGUGUCACUGUGGGCGAUGGGACACCAGAUUGCACGUUAGAAGUGCCCACUACCCACCUUCCAGCUUGUCUUUCUCUCCCUUCUGUGCUGGCCUCUGAAGUAGUGACUCCUGAAACCAGAAGACAAUGCCAAGAACAUGGAUGGCAUGACAAUCGGUGUACCCGGACUCUCGGAGCAACAGCUGCAUAGUUUAGAGGGAACAUUACCCACUGUCUCAAGGAGGUGAAGGCUUUGGUGUUUGAAGAUGGCUGCAGCAGCACCCCCCACCUCAAUCUCAGUGUGUACAAAAUAUGAGCGAUGAACCUCUACGCCGCAAGAUCUGGAAUGCGCGGCCUUAGAGUUUGUUGGAGCAGGAUCAACCCAAGGCUUUUCAAAAGGGAAUUAGAUAACUAACUGACGAGAAAAAAAUUGCAGGGCAUUAUGGGGAGAAAAGUGUAGGUGAGGUGCUCCUGCAAACUGGGUGCUAGCACAAUGCAAUGAGCCAAAUGGCAUCCCAUUCACGAUUCAGUGAUUCUAUUGCUAAUUUGGCUGCACAAAAAGUGGCCCGAAUCCAUUCCUUCUGGGGAAAGUGAGGACUGCAGAUGCUGGAGAAAUCAGAGUCAAAGAGGGUGGCGCUGGAAAAGCACUGCCAGUCAGGCAGUAUCCGAGGAGCAAGAGGGUCGACAUUUCAGGCUUAAGCCUGCUCCUCAGAUGCUGCCUGACCAGCUGUGCUUUUCCAGCGCCACCCUCUUUGACUCAAACUGUUUCCUUGGCAAGCCAAUCAACCAAUAGCAGCAAGCUGUUGGUCUAUUGUGAGGUGGAAUUCUUCACGUGAG
Messenger RNA from Hemiscyllium ocellatum (epaulette shark), 3662 nucleotides. RefSeq names its product ETS domain-containing protein Elk-1-like. Gene Ontology annotation, biological process: regulation of transcription by RNA polymerase II; cell differentiation. The transcript is spliced from 5 exons. The record is from RefSeq and is a predicted model, not a curated record. Bases 233 to 1366 code for a protein of 377 amino acids. Gene Ontology annotation, molecular function: sequence-specific DNA binding; DNA-binding transcription factor activity, RNA polymerase II-specific. Gene Ontology annotation, cellular component: nucleus. NCBI's taxonomy places the organism in Eukaryota, Metazoa, Chordata, Chondrichthyes, Orectolobiformes, Hemiscylliidae.